Messenger RNA from Homalodisca vitripennis (glassy-winged sharpshooter), 1626 nucleotides. Its product is annotated as UMP-CMP kinase 2, mitochondrial-like. The transcript has 6 exons. Bases 46 to 975 code for a protein of 309 amino acids. The record is from RefSeq and is a predicted model, not a curated record. Lineage: Eukaryota; Metazoa; Arthropoda; Insecta; Hemiptera; Cicadellidae.
ACGAAUCUUGAAGUAGUAUGAUGAGAGAGAACUGUUUGAGAAAAGAUGAUACACAUUCCUAUAAGAGGAAUCACCAAGUCUUUGCUGUGUUUAUGUUUGGUGGUCGUGGCUACAGUAUCAUACAAACCUGAUAUUGACGAUUCAGGUAGACCAUUUAGGAAUGCUGGAAUACUUAGAUUAUUUUAUGAGUUGAAUGAUGUGAAAUCUGUUUUCAGAAUGCCUGAGUACUCACAUGUACCAGGCUGUCAGAGAGUUUUAGAUGUCUUUGAGCAUGAAUGUUGCCCAUUUGAAAAGAAGUUUAUCACAAAAGAUGUCAGUACUUCAAGGUUUCCUUUCAUUGUGUUCGAGGGCAACCACAGAAUAAGCACAUCGAUCCUGAGCAAGCGGUUUUCCAAGAUGAUCACGGCCAGUUACUUCUCUAUGGCACCGCCUUGCCUUAUCCCCUACCGAAAGCUGUUCACACCCAAGGACUUGUUGCUGAGAAGGGCUUUCUUCAGUUUAGCAGUUUACGCCCUUGGUUACCAAGCAGCAGAGUCUCUCCAGAGGUGGCCUGUGGUGGUCGCAAGCUACUGGAAUCAUCAAGCCAUUUUUGCUCUGACCAAACUGCUGAAUGACUCCGACCUGCCAGAACCUGGAUCCGGCUUCUACUCGCUGUGGCCCGAGGACUUGGUUAAGCCUGACAUCCUCUUCUACGUCAACUUUCCCGAUGACCUACACUUCCAGCCUGUCACCACGAGGAGGCCAAAUUCCUGGAAACCUCGACUGCUUGAGUUCUACCGAAGACUAGAGCAACCUCUGACAAUAGAGUUGAACACCAAGGACGGCUGGGACAGGGCUUUGCAAGAUGCCAAAGAACAUGUCAUUAAGUAUUUGGGUUCCACAAAAACAUUUACAUUGAAGAACAUUACUUUCAGAACUUAUGGAAAUAGAUAUAAUAGAUCAGUGCGUCCUGUGGAACAGUCAGAACUCUGGUAGAGAAAAAUUACAUCAUUGAGAAAAUUAUUCAAUAGAGAGAUGCAGAAAAACCUACUGAAAACUCCAAUCUACUAGACUCAAGUGUUUAUUUCAUCAAAUAUAAUGAAGUUAUUUAUUUUUGUAUAAGAUUGCCAAGAGUCUGUGGUGACAUUUUAGUCCAGAAAUUAAAAAUAUGUAUUUUUAAUAAUAAUUAUGUUAACAUUACUACUAUUACUUGUCUGUUUGCUUCCUAUCUUAAAAAAAUUAUUUCUACAACAGGUAUCUGAACAGAUGAGUAAACUAUCUGUAGCAAAUACUGUUGUAGGCUACUAAAGUAUUCAGUAAUCAAUUAUUAAUUAACAAUGUUUCCAUAACUAAGGUACAUUCAGACAAAAGUGGGCUUUAAAGUCCAUUUUUCUUACCAAAGUCCAAUUUUACUAAUAGUUCCGUAGCCACUACCAACCAAUGAAAUCCAAUAAUUUUACAUGGAUUCUAAAACACGAGGGUUCUAUCACAGGAUUUAUUACUAGAUAUUUAUAACCAUCUUUUCAAUGUCUAACUUUAUUCCUUCAUUAUCUGAGGGUGACAAUCUUCACAAUUUUCAGAUUUGUUUUUUUACUCUAAGGUUUUUUGUAAUAAAGUUGUUAUAAAUUAGGAUUUUUCAAAGAUUGA